Messenger RNA from Trichoplusia ni (cabbage looper), 3425 nucleotides. RefSeq names its product zinc finger protein 135-like. Gene Ontology annotation, biological process: regulation of transcription by RNA polymerase II. Gene Ontology annotation, cellular component: nucleus; chromosome. The transcript is spliced from 17 exons. The coding region runs from base 128 to 3016 and encodes 962 amino acids. The record is from RefSeq and is a predicted model, not a curated record. NCBI's taxonomy places the organism in Eukaryota, Metazoa, Arthropoda, Insecta, Lepidoptera, Noctuidae. Gene Ontology annotation, molecular function: zinc ion binding; chromatin insulator sequence binding.
UAAACACUUCUUUCCAAAUUUUAUUAACUGGGUAAGGAAUUUUAUCGCUAGGAACAGCAAAAUCUAAACGUUAUGUCAAAAGACUUAGUUAUGGCAGGAAAUAGGUGGCGCUUUUAUUUGGCAAAAGAUGGAAGUAUUUCUUUACAAUUCCAAUGUUUGUCGUUUAUGUGGAGAAGAAAAUGAUAAUGGGACUUUGUUAUAUUCAAGUGAAGAAAAUAAUCAAAACUUAAGUGAAGUUAUUAACACAUAUUUGCCUAUAAAGGUGUCCGAUGAUGGACAGCUACCUCGUACCAUAUGUCCAGGAUGCACCAUUCAACUUGAAGCCACCGUAGAAUUCCUUACUCUUAUUAUAAAUGGACAAAAAGUUAUUCGUGAACUGUACCUUAGAGAGAAAGAGUACAAAAAAACAAUACUGAAUCCCACGAACGAACAAGAUAUUAUUACAGAAAAGAUAAUAUAUGAAGUAAACACUACAAAUGGGGUUUACCAAGUAGAACAUCCCAUUGCUUUACAAGUUGCUGGGCUGGAAAAGCCAAAACGUAAGCGGGGCAGACCCCCUAAAAAGCCCAAAACUCCAGAAGAGUUGGCCAAGGAGGCUGCCGCUAAAGAACAAGAAGUUAAAGUUACAAAAAGAGAGGAAAAAGAUGAUGAACCUACAGGGAAACGGAGGAGGAAAACUCCAACUAGAUUUAGAGAAGCUGUCCAGGGUAAAGAACUUGAGCGAAUAUUUAAAGAGGAAGGGGUGACAGAUGGAGAUGAAAGUGAUCUUGAUAUUAAGCCCGAAAUGGAAAUUGAGUCUAAGCCAUUGGUGCCAAAGGAGCCAGAGAUUAUAGGGCACUUGGAGGAAUCGGGAGAACUUGUUGUUGUUGUCAAGGGCAAAGGCCGAGGAAGACCAAAAGGACCAAUGCGUCUAACCCGAAAGGAAUGUGCAAUCUGCGGCAUGGAGUUCACAUGUACUGGUCGCUACAUGUCCCAUGUUGCUCAACACGGACCAGUCCUGUACCAGUGUGGGGAGUGCUCCGAGACUUUCAAUACUCGACUGCAGUUCAAUAGCCAUCAGAAGGAGACUGCACAUAGCGGACAGAAUAUUAUACCCUGCAAGAAGAAUGUUGAUAGGGGUAAAGCUAAAAAAAAUAAGAAGACCACAUUUGAACCAAUACAAAUUGUUGGUGAACAACCAGAGCCAGAAGUAACCACAGUUGAUUUAUCGGAAACAGUGUCCACAGUACCUAACUCCUUACCAGAACUCGAUCCACCGCCGGUUGUUGAUAAAAAUGAGGUGGAAGCCACUGUCGAGUUUGUAGAAGAAACUGCUGAAACAGGAAUAGAAAUAGCAUCUAGUCCAGGAGAUGAUGUGAAAAUUAUUGAGACACCUGAAGAAACAAUUGCUGUUGAAAAAACUGAGGAAACUGAUGAAAAGGACACAACUGCAACUGGAAAAGUUAGACUCAAGUGUAAUCACUGUGAGAAAACAUUUAGUAAUAAGCAGAGCAAGUCCAUGCAUAUCAAGGCGGUGCACCUGGGCGAGCGCGCGUACGCGUGCGGCGAGUGCGGCGCCAGCUUCGCGUACCCGCGCUCGCUGGCGCUGCACGCCGUGUGGCACCGCCGCCGCAACGCGCCCGGGAAGGGGUACGCCUGCGACCUGUGCGGGAAGGUCCUGAACCACCCUUCAUCGGUGGUAUAUCACAAGGAAGCGGAGCACGCGGGCCAGCGCUACGUGUGCAACAAAUGCGGCAAGUCCUUCAAACACAAGCAGCUGCUGCAGCGACACCAGCUCGUGCACUCGCAAGACAGGCCCUACAGCUGCAAGUCGUGCAAUGCUUCAUUCAAGACUAAAGCCAACCUCUUGAAUCAUUCACUGCUGCAUUCCGGUGUCAAGAAAUUCUCGUGUGAAAUCUGCAAGCAUAAGUUUGCACACAAGACCAGCCUUACAUUACACAUGAGGUGGCACACUGGCCAGAAGCCGUACGCGUGCUCGACGUGCGGCAAGUGCUUCAGCCAGAAGGGCAACCUGUCGGAGCACGAGCGCAUCCACACGGGCGAGAAGCCGUUCCAGUGCGCGCAGUGUCCGCGGCGCUUCACCACGUCGUCGCAGCACCGCCUGCACCUGCGGCGCCACGCGGCCGCGCGGCCGCACGCCUGCGCGCACUGCGGCAAGCGCUUCGCGUCGCGCGCCGCCGCCGCCGCGCACCUGCGCCGCGAGGCGGGCCCGCGCGCGCACCGCUGCGACCACUGCGGCCGCGCCUUCGCCGAGCGCUGGCCGCUGCUCAAGCACCUGCGCCUGCACUCCGGCGAGCGCCCCUUCCGCUGCCCGCACUGCCCGCGCGCCUUCGCCGACUGCUCCAACCUCAACAAGCACAAGAAGCAAGUCCACAAACAGAUCAGCCUCCUCGCCAACUCCAACCCGCAGCUCGCACCUGCGGCUGUCCCGGCUGUCGUGCCAACGGUCCCGCUGCCGGCGGCGGAGAUAACUCUCGUACCAAAGACCUCACCCGCGCUGCUCACGGAAGAAGUUCAGGACGACGAACUGGAGGAGCGCGUCAUAUACGUCACCUAUGAUGUUGAUGAUACUGAUUCCCCCGCCUUCCAUAUACUGGACCCAGAACAGGCGGCGGGCCUGGAGGAGAGCAAGGUGUUGUCGAGCUGCGAGCUGUACGGCGGGGCGUCGCUGCUGGUCCCGGAGCCCGAGUACGCGCAGCUGGCGCUGGGCGACGCCGCGCCGCUGCAGCAGGACCUCGCGCUGGCGCCGCACCAACACAUGCCGGUGACUGACGAGCAAGGCAAUCCUCUUCAUUUUACAAUGCAGGAUGGUACGCGACUGGCCAUCACAUCCGCCGAUGGAAAAUCUUUACAGGUGAUAACGCAAGAUGGACAGACUAUACCGGUUGAGAUAAACGGAUACGCAAAUGAAGAGGAGGUAGACAACCCAGAUACAAUCGUACAUCAGUUGAACCUGCAGAAGACAGUCGACUCCAACGUGUCGUCUCCAGUCACGCACUACUUUACUAUAGUCUAGACAUCUAUACGUUCUACAAACUAUAAGUUUGGUAGAAACCCCGCUAGAUGGCGUCAUUUAGUUGAUCAAAAUCGCCAUCAUCGCCCUCCUACUAAUUAGGUUGUUUUUUUAACUAAUUAUUAAUAAUGAUUAAUUAAUGAAUAUAUGUUAAUGUCUCCUUUAUGUCGCAAUGAUUGAUGGAUCUCUUUUAGAUAUUACUGAUUUUAAUAAUAAUUAAUAUACGUAAAUUAUAAUUUUAAUGAUUAAUAGAAUUUCCAAUUUUAGUUAAUGAAAAUACCGUCGCCAAUGUAACACUAGUACAAUAAAGUCACAAUUUGUUGGCCUUCACAUAGUUUAGCCAGUAUUAUUGUAAUUUUAUAGAAAUAAUGUUAUGUAAAUAAAAAUACGUUUAAUUUUUGAUGAUUGACAA